Messenger RNA from Plectropomus leopardus (leopard coralgrouper), 2147 nucleotides. RefSeq names its product osteoclastogenesis associated transmembrane protein 1 (gene ostm1). The record is from RefSeq and is a predicted model, not a curated record. Gene Ontology annotation, cellular component: cytosol. Lineage: Eukaryota; Metazoa; Chordata; Actinopteri; Perciformes; Serranidae.
CACAUGAUCACGUUGGAAACCAGGAAGUCAUGGGUUGUGUAGAGUGAGAGAAGAGGAACAGAUGAGUUAAUUCCAGUGUCGACCAUGUCUUUUCACAAAAACAGCCCGUUUUUUGUUUUGUUAGCAUUCAAUAUUUACACUGCCGUGUCCAGCGACGGAGUCAACGUCACCGCUUCAGACUCAGCGGACAAACUGAAGCAAAGCCCGCCUUCCAGCCCCGCUGCUGGGGCUGUUGUGGUGAACUCUCCGCUGUUUAAACCCGCUGUGAACUCCCCUUUUUCCAUCAGUCUGCUGUCUUCCUUUCCAGAGGACCUGGAGAUCAGCGACUACUGCAGCGACCUGCUGCAUAUAUUUGGACAGCGGUAUGUUGCCUAUGUGAACUGCCUGGUUCCUGCAGCCCGACCUGUGAAAGUCUGUCAGAGCUGUUUCUCCAGUUAUGGCAGCCUCAGGGAAAUCUACACCAACAUCUCCUCAGACCAGAUGGGUCCUGGCAAUGUGAGCUGCAGGGACAGCCUGCUGCGCAGUGAUCGGCUGAUGCUGGUUUAUUUGCUGUUCAGCAACCUGAAAGACAUCUGGGACACAUCAGCCUGUCACAACUGCAUCACUGAAGGUUUCCAGAGCCUGACCAAUGACACGCUGUACUUCAUGAGCACGCUCAACCAAACUCUCACCUGCUUUGAAAAGUAUCAACAGGGGAACCACACGGAGCUGUGCAAAGACUGCAAAAACACAUACAGAGGCCUGAAUGAGCUGUACGGCAGGAUGGAGAUGAAUCAGACGAUGUGUAUUGACAUAGAGGAUGCGAUGAACAUGACUCGCAGACUUUGGAGUAAAAACUUCAAUUGUUCCUUCCCCCGUGAGGAGACGGUGCCUGUCAUCGCAGUGUCCAGCUUCAUGCUCUUUCUGCCCAUCAUCUUCUACUUGAGCAGCUUCCUUCACUCUGAACAAAAGAAACGCAAGCUCAUACACCCCAAACGGGCAAAGUCAUACACCAGUCUGAUGAACAUUCAGGACAAACUGAGCUGAAGAGGAGACAGGUGACGACUGAAGCUGAAGACUGCACUUUUUUUAUCAGAACCUGGGAGAAGAUUUGAGUUGUGACUGAGGUUUGAAUGUAGAUGACAACAUCAACAACAGCAUUCUCUGUUUUGCUUUUUCAGGAGGCUGUGAUACCAAUCAGUAUUAGGAGCAAUUUAAGGAUCUAGAUACGUGGAAGCAAAAUACUUUGGGCACAUUAAAUGUUUUCUUUAUGUUCCUAAAUCAUUCUUCUCCACAUGGUAAACAUAAAACAAAAACCUUGAAGAAUUCAUUUUUUCAUAGAUUUUAUGAGCAAAACAAGCAGACGGAUACUUAAAUCUGGCUCUUACUGCCAUUUUUUUGAAAUGGGAUUUAUUUGGUAAGAUUUUGGGACAUUUUAGAUCUACAUUAAGCGGUACAUGUUAUUUGAAUCAAAGUCCAUCUUACUUUCGAAAUUACUAAUCAGGUGGUUGUUUGUGUUGCUGCACAGAUCCCGGCCUCUCUUUCCCUUUAGUCAUUAACAAUCCUCAGGUUGUUCAGUGCAUCCUGCAGCCUGAGACGCAUAGCUGUCACUAGGAAGAGUGAGUGACGUGUGUGUGUGUGUGUGUGUGUGUGUGUGUGUGUGUGUGUGUGUGUGUGUGUGUGUGUGUGUGUGUGUGUGUGUGUGUGUGGGUUGAGAAAUGGGUUUUCUGUCUCUAAUGUAUGUCCAGAAGAGAGCUUCAGAAAAGGAAGCACUUGAUGUCCAUUAGUGGUGACAUGUAUCUGCUGUAAGAAGAGGGGGUGCACAUCAGUGAGGGGGGGGGAGUAAACACAGACACAACACACAUAAUGUAAAAGCACUCCAGAGUACCACACUGUAACGCUACCUGUUUUCCAGUCAGAGUUUUUUUCUUUUUUUAUUCAGUUGCAUAAAGCUUUUAAUGUGCUUUGUUGUUGUUUCCCGCUGAUGUUUAACUUAAUUUGUUAUGGGGUUUCUGACUGUUUAUGGCAGUGAAAUCUCCUUAAUAUCCACUUUAUGAGUUCUGAGUGUUGAACUGAUCAAUUUGCCCAUUAGAAAUGCAUUUGCUGUGAAGUAAUUUAAACCUUGAUUUUAAAUGCAUAAGCUCAAAUAAAUACUUUUAUGUCAUAAA